AUGGUUUCCGGGAGAUCUCUCCGAGCCUGCCGCAUCUGCGUGGUGGGGGCCGGCCCUUCGGGGCUGGUGGCGGCAAGGGAGCUCCGCAAGGAGGGCCACGCCGUCGUCGUUCUCGAGCAGAAGGGCGACGUAGGAGGGCAGUGGCUCUACGACGGGAAAGUCGCCGGUGAAGACCCCCUCGGGAGGGCGGCGCCGCCGCGGGUCCACAGCAGCGUUUACGCCUCCCUCCGCGUGUUGGAGCCGAGGGAGACCAUAGGCUUCACCGACUUCCCCUUCCUGGUCCGCAAGGACAGGGACGGCCGCCGGUUCCCCGGCCACCGGGAAAUCUUUCUGUAUCUCCUGGACUUCUGCGAGAGGUUCCAGCUGCGGGAGACGGUGAGGUUCAACACCAGAGUUUCCUACGUGGGAAUGGCCGCCGGCGACGGCGACUGCGACGGCGGCGGCGCGUUGAAGUGGGUGGUGAAGUCCAAGGAGGAGGGGAGCGAGAAGGAGACGGAGGAGGUCUUCGACGCUGUGGUCAUCGCCACGGGUCACUACUCGCAGCCCAGGCUGCCCACCAUUAGAGGUCUCCCUGCCCUCUCUCUCUCUCUAUCUCUCUCUCUCUCUAAAUAAGGCUGUGCUUGCACCAGGAAUGGAGGUCUGGAAGAGGACCCAGCUGCAUUCCCACGUGUACAGGGUUCCCGACCCCUUCCGUGAUCAGGUAUAUGUUUAAACAUCUCCAUGAAUUCCUCGAGAGCAAAAUGAUAACUUGCGGUUCUUCAAAGGUGGUGGUGCUGCUGGGGGUCUCCUACAGCGGCCGCGACAUCGCCAUAGAGCUCCUCGACAUCGCCAAGGAGGUCCACCUCAGCGCCAAGUCUCUGUCCGUCUCCCCCGCCCUCUCCAAACUCCUCGCCGCCCACCCCAAUCUCCAUCUCCACCCCCAGGUCCCUCUCUCUCUCUCUCUCUCUCUCUCUCUCUCUCUCUCUCUCUAGGGGUAUUGAGUCGAGUGGAAGCCAUGUAAUAGGUGGAGUCCCUUGGUGAGGGCGGGAAGGUGGAGUUUAAGGACGGCGGUUGGGUGGCGGCGGACGCCGUCAUCUACUGCACCGGCUACUCCUACUCCCUGCCGUUCCUUGACGGCGGCGGGUUCGUCGGCGUCGAAGGCGACGGCGACAGGGUGGGACCGCUCUUUGAGCACACCUUCCCCCCCUCCCUCGCUCCCUCCCUCUCCUUCGUUGGCAUCCCCCGGAAGGUCAUUACAAAAAACAUCCCGUUUCUCUCGAUUAAUCGUCUACGAGGUUGAGAUUGACUCCGGGAUUUUGGGAGCUGUAGGUCAUCGGAUUCCCGUUCUUCGAGGCGCAGGCGAGGUGGAUAGCCCAGGUGCUCUCCGGCCGGCGAAACCUGCCGUCGCCGGAGGAGAUGAUGAGGUCCGCCGAAGAGUUCUACCAGUCCCUGCGAGAAGCCGGCGUACCAGACCGUUGGACCCACGACAUCGCCGACUUCGAGGUGCGCAUGGCUUCUUCCCUUUCCUCUCUUGUCAUUUCAUGGCUGGCGGCGCCGCCGCUGAAGGGGGGCUCUCCGCGGCGCCGCCACCGUAGUACUGUGACAGGUACGGCGACUACUGCGAGUUCCCGCGCCUGGAGGAGUGGCGAAAGGAGCUCGUGCUCAACGCGCACAUGAACGCCAACGCUGAUCUCGAAGGCUACCGCGAGGCCAGCCCCGACGAGGAGCUCCUCCAGGAGGCCUACCGUAGCCCCCACUUCACGCAGUUCAUCCACGAGGCGACCCCUUAA
Molecule: messenger RNA, 1769 nt
Organism: Spirodela intermedia
Lineage: Eukaryota; Viridiplantae; Streptophyta; Magnoliopsida; Alismatales; Araceae
Source: the annotation of a GenBank genome assembly